AGGCAGGGGUGGUGGUGGUGGUGGAGAACAGCCGGGGGAUCAUCCUCAUCAUCCUCAUCCUCCUCCUCCCUGAAAGCGUGGGGGCCCUUGGGAUAGGAAGCUGUAACAGGGGAGGGCGCGGCGGGUUACGGGAGGCAACAACGUCGCCGAGGCGGAUCCGAAACCCAUCUUUUCUCCCAGAAUCCAAACCAGGCUGGCUUGAAAAGAAGGGGUUCCGGCUGCCCGGGAUCAAGUUGAUCCCCCCCCCCGGUCCGGCUGACUUUUCCACCCCGCAGCUCCGUGGCAGUGGAUUGAUUGAUGAUCUCCCUCCCAAUCCUCUUAACUGAAUUGUUCCUCCCUGGCUUGGAGACCGCAGGUAGCCCAUAAUACUCUUAGCCUCUUUUUUAAGGAGCAAAUGAAGGUUGGCUCAUGUGUACUGGAGAGGGUACAUUAUUAUUACUCUUGGCAGUUGCCCAUGAACCUGGAUGGCUUCUAAUGUGAACCUAAAUCUGGAUAAAGAAACCUUGUUAGACGAUGGAGUGCCUCCUGCAAAAAAACCAAGGAAGCUGUUGCCGAGUCUGAAAACUAAAAAGCCUCAGGAACUUGUGCUGGUGAUUGGAACAGGCAUAAGUGCAGCCGUCGCUCCUCAAGUGCCAGCUCUGAAGUCUUGGAAAGGGCUGAUCCAGGCCCUUCUGGAUGCUGCUAUUGACUUUGACCUUCUCGAAGAUGAGGAGAGAAAAAAGUUCCAGAAGUGUCUCCGAGAUGAUAAGAACCUCAUCCACGUAGCUCAUGACCUUAUCCAGAAACUGUCACCACGCACAAGCAACGUCCGUUCUACUUUUUUCAAAGACUGUUUAUAUGAGGUCUUUGAUGACCUGGAGUCCAAGAUGGAAGACACUGGGAAACGGCUCCUUCGGUCUGUCCUCCACUUGAUGGAGAACGGCGCUCUCGUACUGACCACCAACUUUGACAACCUUCUGGAAAUUUAUGCAGCAGACCAGGGGAAACAGCUGGAAUCUCUGGAUCUUACGGAUGAGAAGAAGGUGCUGGAGUGGGCCCAAGAGAAAAGGAAGCUUAGUGUCCUACAUAUUCAUGGCGUGUACACAAAUCCCAGUGGAAUCGUGUUGCAUCCGGCCGGCUACCAGAAUGUGCUGCGCAACACAGAAGUUAUGCGCGAGAUCCAGAAGUUGUACGAAGCCAAGUCGUUCCUGUUCCUGGGCUGUGGUUGGACUGUGGACGACACCACUUUCCAGGCCCUUUUCUUAGAAGCUGUGAAGCACAAAUCUGACCUUGAACAUUUUAUGCUCGUGCGCCGAGGGGAUGUGGACGAAUUUAAGAAGCUGCGGGAAAACAUGCUGGACAAAGGGAUUAAAGUGAUAUCUUACGGGAACGAAUAUGCAGACUUGCCUGAGUACUUUGAGAGGCUGGCAAAUGAGAUCUGCAGCCGGGGUCGAGCAGCAGGUCCACCUCAGGAUGGGCAGCUAAAUGGCACAGCUACGGCACACACCGAAAUCAAAGGUAUGGCGCUGACUUAAUACUUACAAACUCCGAAAGGCCCUCUUUGGAAAGGAAGUCUUGCCAAACUUGUUGGCUGCCAGUGACCAUGCAGUUGUGCCCCCCACCCCUUUGUGUGACAGAGGUUCAAGACUAAAUACGGCAGGAUCUGUCUCGCAGAACCCGGAAGACUCCUUAGUAAGCUGUGGACCCUUUUCUCCUUCAAAAUGGCACCGUGUGACAUUAAAGGCAGUUGUUGCUCAGUCAGUCUUGACAAAGGCAUCGAACAGAAGAGUUAAGUAGUAGUUCUAAUAACCUAUUCAUUCUGGAAAUGAUCGUGUCUGAUUUUGAGGUCUUGCUUCUGAAGGUCGAAGCCUUUUUGUUUUAAAGGGAAUGUCCGUGUUGCGAUUCAGCUGAGCAGCAAGAACUCUGUAACACAUGGAGGAUGAUAGCCCUGGCAGCUCAGCUCAACAGAUUUUGGCAGAACUGUAAAGGAACAAAACAAAGCCUUGUGUAAAGGGGAUUGCAACUAAUGUUGUGUUUCUGGGCCACAGAUCUAUCCAGCUGCUUAAAAGCAGCCCGCCUGCCCACCUUUCCUGCCUGCUUAACAAACUCAACGGGCUUUGGUACAGGAAGCAAAACUGACUGGCUGUACUUCCUUGUCCUGUGGCUGCCGAAACAUCCUGCUCCUUGGGCGGAAGAGUCCUUAAGUUUUCUUUGUAGCAAGGAAUGCUGUUGUUCCAAGGAACUUAACACCCAAACCUGCAAAACUAUUCAUGUAUCCCUUGGGGUUUUUUUAUUGCCCCUUGCCUCCUGCCCAUCAUGUCCUUGCACGACCCAAAGCAAUCUCAGAACAUAUUUCCACAUACCAUGAAGACGGAACCCGUGUCAUUAUGUCUUGAAAGGCUUAGAAACAUUUUUUAAAAAAACGGGGGUUCAAAAAUUAAUAAUAUGAAGAGCAGCUCACCUAAUGGUGAAGGUGUCCAUGUGCCUUUGCAGAUGUCCUUUCUCUAAGACCGGGAUUGUUGGCCUCCUGCCUUUUAAUCUGCUAGAUUUUUUUUUAACCAACCCCUGCUAAGUGAUUCAGUUUUUGUUGCAAAGCCUCCUGUUGCCUUCGCGUUUAAGGCCAGUGUCCAUAGUAUCUUCCCAGAUGAAGUUUAAAGAUAAUAGACCCUCCCCUAGUAGGCAGACGGGAGCACAAUGCACUCCGUUAACUGUUAUCCUGACGCAGAGUUCAUCCCUCUGCUAGAGAUUUCAGGCAAAGAUGUUGGCAGCCCUGAGCGACACAUGUGAUUCUCUCGAAGUCAUUUGGAGGAAGGAAAAUUAAGUAUUAUUACGCCUCCGCGCAAGUGCUAUCGUCGUUUUGUUUUGCCCUGCUAUGUGAAACUUAAAAAAUGUUAAAAACUUGAUACAAGCACUUCUUGGGACUUUUCUGCUCUUGGGCAUGAAGAUUUGUCAAGCAAUGUGAUUUUUUUUUCCUAUUUAAGGCUGUUUCUGCAGGGAGAUCCCAUGCUCUCCCAUGGAGCAAGAGUUCGCUAUUAGUGCUUUUUAUAUUCUCUUACGAGUUUUGACUGAACCAUGAGCAUUUUUUAAUUACUUGAAGCUCUAGUUUUCUACGGCCUUUUUCUUUAUACACAGUGUUUUGUAUGUCUGAAACUGUAAUAAAUGGUUGUUCACACGUC
Messenger RNA from Pogona vitticeps (central bearded dragon), 3155 nucleotides. The record is from RefSeq and is a predicted model, not a curated record. Lineage: Eukaryota; Metazoa; Chordata; Lepidosauria; Squamata; Agamidae.